GAGCUAGGGGGGUGAGAAGAAGACGUGCGCCUGCGCGUGGCAUCUCCUUCGCAUCCGGGCCGGAGUUCUCCUGCCCCCUCCCCCGCCUGGCGCCGCCGUAGCACUUCGGUGCGUUGCAGCGCGGGAGUCCAGACAGUUCAGUGCGCGGCUGGCCGCCGGACCCCACCCGGUGGGUGACAGAACGCGUGCUUGCGCCCGUGCGCCUGGGCCCUGGGCGCUGCACCUCCGGGAACUAGGGAGGGACGGUGCCUGGCCUCUCGGUGCAUCGCUGCUCCCGGCGCCGCAGCCCGCAGCCGCCUGCCUUCCUCGGCCCUGCCCCUCCCCAGGGGCGCAGGCCGUCGUCGGUGAUCACCCACCGCCCAGCUCAGCGGAGCAGGGCUACGGUGCGGCGUCCAGCGCGUUCCCGCAGCCGGCCCUCCGGCCUGCCUUCCCCGCAGGCAGCCCGCACCUUGGAGGGAGGGAGCAGUCUGUGCCGACACCGGCGCGGCCAGGCGGGGAGAUGAGCUUCUUCGGCUUCGGGCAGAGCGUGGAGGUGGAAAUCUUGCUGAAUGAUGCGGAGAGUAGGAAGCGAGCGGAGCACAAGACGGAGGAUGGGAAGAAGGAGAAAUACUUCCUCUUCUACGACGGGGAAACCGUCUCGGGGAAGGUGAGCCUAUCCCUGAAGAACCCCAACAAGCGGCUAGAGCACCAGGGCAUCAAGAUCGAGUUCAUUGGACAGAUCGAACUCUACUAUGACCGUGGGAACCACCAUGAGUUUGUGUCUCUGGUGAAGGACUUGGCUCGGCCAGGAGAGAUCACCCAAUCACAGGCCUUCGACUUUGAGUUUACUCACGUGGAAAAGCCAUAUGAAUCCUACACAGGGCAGAACGUGAAGCUACGCUAUUUCCUUCGAGCCACCAUCAGCCGCCGCCUCAAUGAUGUUGUCAAAGAGAUGGACAUUGUAGUUCACACACUUAGCACAUACCCUGAGCUGAACUCAUCCAUCAAGAUGGAAGUUGGAAUCGAGGACUGCCUGCACAUUGAAUUUGAGUAUAACAAAUCCAAAUACCAUUUGAAAGAUGUCAUUGUAGGGAAGAUAUACUUCCUGCUGGUGAGAAUCAAAAUCAAGCACAUGGAGAUAGACAUCAUCAAACGGGAAACAACAGGCACGGGCCCCAAUGUAUACCACGAGAACGACACAAUAGCCAAGUAUGAGAUCAUGGACGGGGCACCAGUUCGAGGUGAGUCCAUCCCCAUCAGGCUCUUCCUGGCAGGAUAUGAGCUCACGCCCACCAUGCGGGACAUAAACAAGAAGUUCUCUGUGCGCUAUUACCUCAACUUGGUGCUGAUAGAUGAGGAGGAACGGCGUUACUUCAAGCAGCAGGAAGUGGUGCUGUGGCGAAAGGGUGACAUCGUACGGAAGAGCAUGUCUCACCAGGCAGCCAUUGCCUCACAGCGCUUCGAGGGCACAGCCUCCCUGGGUGAGGUGCGGACCCCCGGCCCACUGUCUGACAACAACAGCAGGCAGUAGGCCCCGCCGGGGCCAAGGAGUUGCUGGGCUUCCACUGCGGCACCCCAUCUACCGAACACCAGCGACUGGGGAGGGGGAGGACGGUAUGAGGCUCAACUGACCGUUACUUGCAACCUUGAAAACAAAUGUUUUUUACCUACAUUCUUUUCUCUGAAGAACCUAAGGGGCUUGGGUUAGGCAGCAGUCUCCCUGGGAUUCUGCAGCCUAGGUAGGGAUAGGGAGAGGAAACAUUCUGGAAGCUAGUCUCUCCCUUGGGAAUGAGAGCUGUCUGUCAAGGCUAUCUCAAGCCUUAAAGCAGAGUUGAGAGCACAUAUCCUUGGCUCCAGGUUCUCUGGGCUUCCUGAUACAGCGGCUGAGCGUGUCCCUGGCAUUCACUCGCCAGCAGGGCUCUGGGUAGUCACGUCUUGCACUCCCUUCGACUGUCCCUGAGGUAGUGGCAGAAGUUAUCAGGCCUAUCUCAUCUAAGUUGGAUGAAGACUCAAGAUCGGGAAGCUACCUCUCUGGGCAUCGGGGACGUGGUGCUCUUAAGUUUCUAGUCACCUCUGGCCUCACUACGGGGACCAGACACGCCUCUUCUCCAUCUUUUCUAGUUUGCCAGGAACCAUACAGGAGCAGAGCCUAAGGAAGGGUCUGGGGCUGGCUGUCCUCUCACUUGUGAGAGAUAGGGACACAGAGAAGCCCUAAGACUGGUGUCACACUUGGAGGCUGAACAAGGCCUCCUGGGGGAAACAUUAGGAAAGGCAGCUGUCUGCCUUUACCACAUGACUCUGCAUGGCAGCCCAAGGUCCGGGUUGUUCUAGGGAAUUAUUUGAAGUUACCCAACAAGCCCUAAGCAGAGGGUCUAUUUCCUUUAGUGUAGAUCCUUAGAAGAGGCUGAGAUCCAUUUGCCUCCCUAAAAGUGAUCUCUUGUUACGCCUUGUCCUCCAGUUGAUUCCUGGAAUUGGGAUUGGUUUCAGGCACUUAGAAGUUUUGUUCUUGCUCCCACCCCAAACCUGUUCAUCCCACUAUCUACACAUCAAGGGAGGAAGGGCCUCUGCAGAAGACUCUGGUUACCAUAGCGUCAGAACAGUUCUGCUUGCCAAAUUAUGUCUUUAUCUUCAAUUCACUGACUCAAGUUUAGCACCACUGGUGUUUUGUUUUCUAAUUUAGAAAUAGGGAAACUCUGGUGGAUGCUGUUACACUGUGCUGGGGCCUGCAAGUAGUAAAGGCCUUGUCCCGGUGGCCGCCCUCCCCUCGACAGAAAGAUCCAGUGGAACCGAUGUGCAGCGAGUACAGUAUUGGCUGGUUUGUGCUCUUGGUGAUUGGGAAAGGAUUUGUUUUGUGUCACCUUUCAGUUAGGGUACAAAAUGGGGUCUCUUCCUCAGAAAUUAGUGCAAUCUUGGGCUCUGACAGGGCAGGGCUGAUGGAUCAGAGUUCAGAUGAAAGACACUUGAGGGUGACUGGGGGUUGCAGAGCUAGGUAGUUUUCCUCAUGUCAGACCCCAAGUUUAGGUGUGACAUACAGUCCCCAUGGGAACAGGUUUAGCCAUCCAGCUGUCCUUAGAUAUCAAGGCUGGGCCCUAGCAUAUGAGGAAGGUAGGUUCUGUGCUCUUGCCUUUUUCAGGUAUGAGACUAGACUCUGCUGUGCCUCCUUUUAAUAGCUAACUAAAAGCAUUUGUCAGUUUCUCUGCUUCCCAGCGGACAACACAAAUUCAUUUUGCAACUUUGCUAACAUCUGAAGCCGUUCUUCUGGGAGAACUAGAAGGUAGAAUAUGCUUUGUUUCUCUCAGGAGCUGUGCACAAGCCAGGUCUUGUUUUCUCUUACCACCCCCAUUUUCUUUUCUCUGCCAACUGUGAAAGUGUGGGGAGGCUUGUAUCCCCAUCCCAUAAGGUUCCCAAACCUGGAGUGCAUAGGUACUAAACCAGGCAGUGCAACUUGUAAUUAAGAAGCUGCAGUGUUUACAUGUUUCUUAAUGUGUUGUCUUUUCGAUGGCUGUAUUUUAAAAGAACAUUUGUUUUAAUGGUGUCUCUAAUUAAAGGAAGCCCUGUGGCUUUGGAGGCAUUGUGCCCAUGGUCCACCA
Mesocricetus auratus (golden hamster) is the source of this 3569-nucleotide messenger RNA. It is a transcript of the gene Vps26b, whose product is annotated as VPS26, retromer complex component B. The coding region runs from base 500 to 1510 and encodes 336 amino acids. Gene Ontology annotation, biological process: retrograde transport, endosome to Golgi; intracellular protein transport. The record is from RefSeq and is a predicted model, not a curated record. Gene Ontology annotation, cellular component: endosome; retromer complex. Lineage: Eukaryota; Metazoa; Chordata; Mammalia; Rodentia; Cricetidae. The transcript is spliced from 6 exons.